UGAGUGUGUGUACAGAAGAUGCUGAGGGUGCUGGGGGCCAGCUAACAGCUUCUCGGCUCAUGUGUGGUAGCUGUCAGAGAGAAGGGAGACCGGAGUAUUGUGCUGGACAGAAUGUCUGGUACAGCCACAAGGUCAGCUGUCAGCCGUGACUGGAGUCAUCCUAGCCGGGAGAUCUCAAGGGAUAUAUGUUCCAGCGAUAACAACAACCACAACCCUUUGGCCGUGACCUGGGGGUAGCAUGGACCCCAAACUCCAAGUCCCCAGAAACAAAAUGGGACUGAGAAAGGUAGACUAUCUUUUAACUCCUUGAAGGGCAAAGUCUUCUUUGGUCCAGAAGAUGGGGAACAUUACAGCAGGCAAUCUCUCCAACAACUGCACCAUCGACCAUACCAUUCACCAGACUCUGGCUCCAGUGAUAUAUGUUUUAGUGUUGGUGGUGGGUUUCCCAGCCAAUUGCCUCUCUCUCUACUACGGUUAUCUGCAGAUCAAGGCCAAGAACGAACUGGGGGUCUACCUCUGCAACCUGACAGUGGCUGACCUCCUCUACAUCUGCUCCCUGCCCUUCUGGCUCCAGUAUGUUCUGCAGCAUGAUGACUGGCCCCAUGGAGACCUGUCCUGUAAGAUCUGCGGCAUUCUCCUCUACGAGAACAUUUACAUCAGCGUGGGCUUUCUCUGCUGCAUUUCCAUCGACAGGUACCUGGCAGUGGCCCACCCUUUCCGCUUCCACCAAUUCCGCACCGUGAAGGCUGCUGCCGGGGUCAGCGUGGUGAUCUGGGUCAAGGAGCUCCUGGCCGGUGUCAUUUUCUUCAUGAAUAAUGAGGUGGUGGAGGAUGAGGACCGACAUCGGGUCUGCUUUGAGCACUAUCCCAUCGAGGCGUGGCAGCGGAACAUCAAUUAUUACCGGUUCUCGGUGGGUUUCCUCUUUCCCAUUUGCCUGCUCUUCUUCUCCUACUGGGGCAUCCUGAGGGCUGUGCAGAGAAGCCACGGCACUCAGAAGAACAGAAAAGACCAAAUCCAGAGACUAGUGUUGAGUACCAUGAUUAUUUUCCUGGCCUGCUUUCUGCCCUACCAUGUCCUGCUGGUUGUGCGCAGCCUGUGGGAAGUUAACUGUGAGUUUGCCAAGGGGAUCUUCAAUAUCUACCACUUCUCCCUUCUCCUGACUAGUUUCAACUGUGUGGCUGACCCGGUACUAUACUGUUUUGUGAGUGAGAACACCCAUAGGGACUUGGCCAGGUUGCGCAAUUCUUGCUUUGGCUUCCUGACCUGUUCUGGGAAGGGAGGGUCCAAGGAGUCCUACCCACUGAGCAGCCCAGAGGCCUCUGGGAAGAAUGAAUCCCGGAGGGAGGAGCCUGAGCUGCUAACUAAACUCCACCCGCCAUGCCCGGUCACUUCCUGUCCUGGAACAGGAGGGACUAGCCAGGAAUGUUAGACCAGGCCAAGUCAUUCAGCCUGGAGGUACCAGUGAUGUGAUCUGUGGGCUGGAGCUGUCUUCUCUCCAAAUGGGCCUCUCUGCUGGCUUCAGUUCUAACACCCAUGUUACCUACAGGCUCUCCGCCUAGAUAAAGCCUGAAAAUUGAGUGAGAAUAUGAGCCGUGGACAAAUGUUGCAGCUCAGCCGGGUUCUUCUACCCCUGACCUCCACCCUCUGAUUGUUCUAGGAAAACCCACUCAGACACACAUGCUGAGUGUGUGCAUAAACUCCAAGAGAUUCCCAGGGGCUUGAGGUGCCGCUCCACAAAGCUCAGGCUGUGACUGUCUCUCCAUCUUAUCUGGGAAAGGGAGUGUGAAUUGUAGCCUG
Molecule: messenger RNA, 1797 nt
Organism: Phascolarctos cinereus (koala)
Lineage: Eukaryota; Metazoa; Chordata; Mammalia; Diprotodontia; Phascolarctidae
Source: RefSeq, a predicted model, not a curated record